UGCAGGAUGAGAUGUAAUUUUGGUGUUCUGGAUUUUCUGGUAAACAGGAUUACAGAAAGCUGAGUUGAGAGAAGUGAUCUAAACCAAGUAAUUCUAAAGAAAGUAUGUUCUCACUCCUGCAUGGAGGAAAGUUUUCAUGUCAUGUCUGACACUGUUUGUUUUUAGAGCGGCGGAGGGUAAGAGAUAGUGGACAUUGGACAGUGUAUCCAUUAAGAGUAGCAAUGCACAAAUUACAUUUCAGCGAGGGUGAGAGUUCUACCGAGCUCAGAUUGGAUAGGAGAUUUGAUUCAUCUGAACCCAGCUGUGUCUCUGUGAAAAGUGACCACUCAAUGGACCAAAUAAUACACUUCAGAGAGGACAGUACUGCUGAGCUCAGACUGGCUCAGGACAAUAAAUCUGACUGUCCUGAACCCAGCUAUGUCUCUGUGAAGAGUGACGACUCAAUGGAUCAAAUAAUACACUUCAGAGAGGAGAGUUCUGCUGAGCUCAGAAUGGAUCAGAGUAAGAGAUCUGACUGUCCUGAACUGUCCUGUGUCUCCAUGAAGAGUGACCACUCAAUGGACCAAAUAAUACACUUCAGAGAGGACAGUUCUGCUGAGCUCAGAGUCCAAAAGAAGACUUCAGACAUGACCAAGAGAAAUCUGGAGUCUUUAUUUAAGGAGCUGGAGCACAAAAUCAUCUCUCUAGUAAAGAAUCAUCUUAAGAGAUUUGAGAAGCUACUGAGUCUGGAUUACCCAGCAUGCUCUGAGGGAGAGAUGGAGGAUGAGGAGGAUCAGAGUGUCAAAGAGGGGGCUCUGAUGAUCACACUGCACAUCCUGAGGAACAUGAACCAGACAGACCUUGCUGACAAACUAAAGACUAAACUGACUCCUUCUUGUCAUCAAAAGUUCAAAUCCACACUGAUGCAAAAAUUUCAGAAAAUGAAUGAGGGAAUCUCAAGUCCUGGAACCUCAGUACUUUUGAAGGACAUCUACACAGAACUGUACAUCACAGAGGGUGGGAACGGAGAGGUCAAUAAUGAACAUGAGGUCAGACAGAUUGAAACAGCAUCCAGGAGACCAGCAACACAGGAGACGCCCAUCAAAUGCAACGACAUCUUUAAAGACAAACCCAUCAGAACUGUGCUGACUAAAGGAGUCGCUGGAAUUGGAAAAACAGUCUCUGUGCAGAAGUUCAUUCUGGACUGGGCUGAAGGAAAAACCAAUCAGGAUGUUGUCUUCAUAUUUCCACUUCCUUUUAGAGAGCUCAACUUGCUGAAAAAAGAAAAACACAGUCUGGUAGAACUUCUAAAUCGUUUUUUUACACAUAUAAAUGGUUUAAGACCAAGGGACUAUUAUCAUUGCAAACUUCUAUUUAUCUUUGAUGGUCUGGAUGAAUGUCAACUUCCUCUAGAUUUCCAGAACAAUGAGAGUGUAUUUGAUGUAACGCAGACAACCUCAGUGGAUGUGCUGCUGACAAACCUCAUUAAGGGGAAUCUGCUUCCUUCUGCUCUCCUAUGGAUCACUACUCGACCAGCAGCAGCCAAUCAGAUCCCUCCUGACUGUAUUAACCAGAUAACAGAGGUACGAGGGUUCAGUGACCCUCAGAAAGAGGAGUACUUCAGGAAAAGGAUCAGUGAUCAGAGGCUUGCUGAAAGAAUCAUUACACACAUGAAGUCCUCAAGAAGCCUUUACAUCAUGUGCCACAUCCCAGUCUUCUGCUGGAUUGCAGCGACUGUUCUAGAGAAGAUGUUUGGUGAAGCAGAGAGUGGAGAGACCCCUAAGACUCUGACUCAGAUGUUCACACACUUUCUGAUCUUCCAGAUCAAACACAGCAGCCAAAAGUACCAAAGAAAAAGUGACAUUGAUCAUGAGUGGACCAGAAAGAUGAUUCCAGCACUGGGAAAAAUGGCUUUCCAACAGCUGGAAAAAGGAAACCUGAUCUUCUAUGAGGAAGACCUGAGAGAGUGUGGCAUUGAUGUCAGAGAAGUGUCAGUGUACUCAGGAGUGUGUACUCAGAUCUUCAGAGAGCAGUUUGGGUUGCACUUGGGAAAGGUUUUCAGCUUUGUGCAUUUGAGUGUUCAGGAAUUUCUGGCUGCUUUAUAUGCAUUUCUUUACUUCAUUUCCAACAACGCAAAUGUGCUACCACAAGCCACUGGAUGUUUUGUUUUCAUCAAAAAGUCAUCAACGAUGUUUUCCUUUCUCAAGAAUGCAGUGGACAAAGCCUUAAAGAGUAAAAAUGGGCACCUGGAUCUUUUCCUCCGCUUCCUUGUGGGCCUCUCACUGGAGUCCAAUCAGACUCUCUUACAAGGCCUACUGACACAAACAGGUAAUAUCCCUUACAGCAAAGAGGAAAUAAUCAAUUACAUCAAGGAGAAGAUCAGGGGGAAUGCCACUCCGGAGAAAACAAUCAGUCUGUUCCAUUGUCUGACUGAACUGAAUGAUCAGUCUCUGGUACAAGAAGUCCAAACAUUCCUGGACAAAGGAGGUUUUCGUGGUCUCAGUGGAGCUGAGCUCUCCUCUUCCCAGUGGUCAGCUGUGGCAUUUGUGAUGCUGAGUUCAGAAGAGGAGCUGGAUGAGUUUGACCUGAGGAAAUAUGGUAGAUCAGCAGAAUGUCUUCUGAGACUGCUGCCAGUGGUUAAAGCAUCCAGAAAAGUUGUGCUGUAUAAUUGUCAGCUCACAGAGAAAAGCUGUGCAUUUCUGUCAUCAGCUCUCAGCUCAAACUCCUCAAGUGUGAGAGAACUGGACUUCAGUAACAAUAAACUGCAGGAUUCAGGAGUGAAGCUUCUCUCUGCUGGACUGGCGAAUCCAAACUGUAAACUGGAGAGACUAGAGCUGUCUGACUGCAGUAUUACAGAGGAAGGCUGUGCUGCUCUGGUUUCAGCUCUGAAAACAAACCCCUCACACCUGAGAGAGUUGAAUCUGAACUCCAAUAAACCAGGAGAGUCAGGAGUAAAGCUACUUUCCUCUAUACUGAAUGAUCCACACUGUAAACUGGAGAAACUACAAUCCGAAUUCACUUGUUCCAGCAUUUUGAUCUUUUGUUCCAUCAGUUCAACUUUGCCCCUCAACUUUUGAAGCUCCAAAGCAGCUGUGGGAAACAUCCCUACCAUGAAAAAGGGGGCUUGCCAUCUGCAGCUUUCUCUUUUUAGGAAGUGAGGUGGAUGCCUUGUCUGGGCUGGAGUCCAAAGCCAAUGUCCUCUCAUCUGUUUUAUAGAAAAAUAAAAAGAAGAGACAAGCAUUAAGAGAAAAAUUAAAUGAAAAAGAAAAACAAGAUAAAAGGAGAGAAUUUAUGCUUUCAAAUAUUAUCUAUGCUUGCAUGUGAAAUGUACAAACAAUAUACAUAAAGAUAGAUAGAAAGAAAAUUAUAAACAGCUACUAUCUACCAAGCUUGACAACCUAGACCUAGUUAAAUGAAAUGUAGGAUAUGUUUACUGUAGUUUGGAGUUUUUUCAUUCACAUACAGGCAAUUUGUGGCUGAAAGAAACCUGUAUUAAUGAGAUCAGUUCCCUUCCUUUCAACAAACGCACAUUAAAUCUACUUCUUGGGUGCUAACAGCUCCAUCUUACAGAGAAUUUUUACCCUGAUUUUGGUUUUGACCUGGCUUUGUCCUUUUACCUGACUGUAAUAUGGAUGUCUUAAAUGAUAAAUGUAUAUGCAAUAAAUAAUACAAAUAAAUACAGAUAACAAGUGUAUAAUAGUAAGAGACAUAUUAUGCUUUUAAAAAAAAAAAGACCUAUUAUGCUUUUUGUGCUUGUAAAUGGUCUCCAAAGUCACGAAUUCUGUCAAAUCGAAGUUUAGAGGGAGAAAAUCUCUCCCACAGAAACCAAUUUUCUCGGCUGCUCAAAAUACCUUGUUGGUACUCCAGCCUUUUCUCUGUUACAAAGUGAUGCCAUCCCGUAACACAAUUCUUACUGCCUGCCUACCGGCAAGCUUAGCAUGCUAAUACAACAUGGUAAAAUGAUUUAGUAACAGUGACGCAUGUAAAUCUAUUCUAGUAGACCUCAAAAAUAAAAUCAUGAACACGGAAAAUGAGCAUAAAAGGCCCCCUUUCACAGAACAAUAAUCUGUGGUUUAUAUCUUAUUUUCAGUUUAAUAAAUUCAAACUUGU
This is a messenger RNA of Pygocentrus nattereri (red-bellied piranha), 4089 nucleotides long. Its product is annotated as NLR family CARD domain-containing protein 3-like. NCBI's taxonomy places the organism in Eukaryota, Metazoa, Chordata, Actinopteri, Characiformes, Serrasalmidae. The coding region runs from base 222 to 3056 and encodes 944 amino acids. Gene Ontology annotation, molecular function: protein binding. The record is from RefSeq and is a predicted model, not a curated record. The transcript has 11 exons.